GGCUAGCUGGACGCAGCACGAGAUGGCCACCAACGAAGAGUUGUUUCGACAGAUGCAGGCCUUGACCGCGGAGGUUCAGAGGCUUAGCGAGGAGAACGCCCGACUGCAGCGUGAACAGCAAGGCGGACUCCAGGCCAUCCCGGCCCUCGUGGAUGCUGUGACCCGCCUGACGGGUAGGCCCGACCAGUUCCAGAGGCUCGUCGACACGAAAGGGAUCGGCAAGCCCUCGGUGUUCGACGGGUCGGAGGCCAAGUACCGCGAAUGGGCUGCCAAGUUCGAGUCGUUCGUAGUCGGAGUCUUCGGCGAGCAGUUCAGGGCGGUGCUGGAGUGGAGCGUCGAGCGGCACGACUCGAUCGAUCGCGGGCUCUGGCAGGCGGCUUUCGGGCCGCACAGCGAAGGCGAGAUCGACCACAUCGACGAGAUGGUGGCGCAGCUGCACACGGCGAUCCAGCAGCUCGUGACGGGCGAGCCCUUCGACAUCACUCAGAACGUCGACAAGGGCAACGGGCUCGAGUGCUGGAGGCGCCUCGCGAGGAGGUUCGACCCUUCCACCGGCGGGCGGAAGCGGAACUUGUUGAAGCAGGUGCUCUCGCCCGGGCGCUGCAAGCUCGAGGAGCUCGCGGGUGCCCUGGAGAGGUGGGAGGAGGCCGUGAAACGGUACGAGUCCAGGAGGGACGACGACGGCAACCGCGAGCGGCUCUCGGACAGCGUGCGGAUGUCUGCCUUGGAGAGCCUGCUACCAGCUGAGCUCGAAGAACACGUUCUUCUCAACCAGAGCCGCCUGAACACCUACGAGCUGCUCAGGAGGGAGAUCGCGUCGUACCUGGAAGCCAGGACCGGUGCUCGACUUCGAGACGCCCCGGUGCUCACCAAGGCGCAGCGCGACCCCAACGCCAUGGACAUCGGCGCCCUGGUCCGCGCGUACCAGGGCGGGAAGGCCGGCAAGGACAAGGGCGGCAAGGGCAAGACGGGCACUGGCAAAGGCAAGGACGACAAAGUCAAGAACGGAGGUAAGGGCUCAGGCUCAGGCUCAGCCAAGGGGUCUGACACGUCCCACCUCGUCUGCUGGAACUGCGGGCGUUCGGGGCACAAGGGCUCGGACUGCUGGAGACCGUCGGCCUCGGCGGAGGUGAUCGCCAAGGCUAAGGCUAAAGCCAAGGGCAAGCAGAAGCCGAAGGGCGGCGGCAAGCACGACGCGGGCGCGCUGGACGUCGGGAAGUCCGAGGAGGAGGCCCCUGGCGACUGGGAGCCAGAGGACCACAUGUUCCUGGAGCUGUUCUCCGCCGAGCGCGAAGAGAACGCGAAGGAGGUGAACAGGAGGAUCGUGGACGACAAGGGCUGGGUGAAGGUCAACUUCGACAGCGGAUGCGCGAGCUCGGUGAUCCCCCGCGAAUGGACUCCAGCGACUUCGGCCCCUUCGAGUCAGAGGUUCAAGACGGCGAGUGGUGGUAUCAUCGCAGACGAGGGCGGCGGGGUGCUGGAGGGCGUCAACGAGAAUGGCGCCAGGAUGCGCAUCGCCGGGCGCAGGGCUGCUGUUACCAAACCCCUCGUCUCGGCCAGCGAGAUGCUCAAGAAGAGGAUCGGCAUCCUGGACGAGAGCUGCGGCAUGGUGAUCGAGAAGGGUUCCACUGCCGGACGGGCGAUCAUGAAGCUGGUCGCUAAGCUCAAGGAGACGGGAGCGCUGGAGAACAACAUCAGGUUGCAUCGGGAGCGCGGUGUGUACAACGCCUACCUGAAGCUGCCGGAGGAGAAGGCCAAGGAGCUGGAGCAGUUGCCGCUGAACACGAUCGAGUCGGAGCUGGCCCAUCGCCGAGCCGAGGCGGAUCUACUCGCUCGAGCACGUGCAGGGCUUGCCUCGCCGGCCCGUCUCCCCGCCUUGCAGGCGUCGGGGGGCAGCCGGAGCCCCGCCCAGCCGACCUCUCUCGAGAUCGAGGAGCACGAGGCGCAGGGCCACGUCCACUUCAGGUCCUGGUGCCCUUCGUGCUGUGCGUCGCGUGGGACUGGCCAAGCGCAUCGUGGACAUCAACCUGCUGAGGGUGAGGUCCCUACGGUCGUCACCGACUACGGCUACCUCAACGCUAGCGAGUCGGACAGCAGAGGCCGCGACGUCAGCUCUGCGAUCACGGUGUUGGUGAUGCACGACUGCCUGCCGACCGGGACGGGCUGCCACGGCGCGAGCUCGGUCCCUGCCAAGGGGAAGGACGACUUCAGCUCGGGCGUGGCGGUCGACUUCUUCAAUCACAUAGGCCACAAGAGGUGCAUCUACCAGUCGGACGGCGAGAACCCGCUGCUGGCGCUCAAGAGGGACGUCUGCAGCAAGGCCGAGGGGAAAGAGCUGCUGCUUCGCGAGAGCCCGGUGGGAGAGCACCAGGCGAAUGGAGCAGCCGAGAACGCGGUGAAGGUCAUCAAGGGCGUCGUCAGGACGGUGCUGGUGUCAGCCCAGGCCAAGUGGAAGCAGCGUCUGCCGUUCGGGCACCCGUUAAUGCUGUGGGCCCCCACCUAUGCAGCCCAGAUGCUGAAUAGGUUCAAGAUCGGCGACGACGGUAAGACGAGUGAGCAGCGGAGGUCUGGCAAGCGCUGGGAGAAGGUGACGGUUCUUUUCGGCGAGCGCAUCCAGGUGAAGAAGCUGGUGAAGGACUCGCUCAAGCGCGACCUGGAACCCCGCUGGGUCACGGGCUACUACGUGGGCCACACCAGCAGGAGCGGCACGGCGCUGGUGCUCACCUCGAAGGGGGUGCAGCGCGGCACGGCGAUCUCACGCCUGCCGCCCGCCGAGCGCUGGGCCUGGAACGAGGAGGAGGUCCUCGGGCUCAAAGGCAAGCCUUGGGACUGGAAGGGCGGCGAGGAGCGCUACGCGGCAGCUCCUGCGGACGUCGCCCCGAGAGCUGGACGCAUGGAGGCGCCAGUGGUGGUGGCGCUGCCAGCAGCCGCCGAGUCUCGAGACGUGGGCUUCUACGUCACCAGGGCCAACAUCCUGGACACGGGCAUCGGGCCGACCGAGGGCUGCGUCGCCUGCGAGAACCUAGUGGCCACUGGGCGCGCAGGAGUUGCCCACUCUGAGCUGUGCCGACAGCGCGUGAUUGAGGCGCUGGCGGCUCGAGGCCCGGAGCCAGCGUCCGCGGCGGCUUCGGGCUCAGGAGGCCCGGCGCCGGCGGCGGCAGCACCAGGCCCAGGAGGCGCUGGACCUGCUGCCAUGGAGACGGGCGGACUCGAGGAAGUGCCGCUCGAGUUGCAGUCGCUCGCGUUCUCGGAGUACUGCAACCCAGGAUGUUUCACUGAGCUGGCUGGGGAGUUUGGCAUGCUCCCAGGGCUAGCGGCGGACAUCAGCCUCAAGGACCGGGAGUCCCAGGAGGCGCUGGACAUGAGGAAGGUCGUGAACCAGCAGAGGUACAUGCAGGCGCUCGAGGACCAGGACCCCCACUUGGUCAUCGGGGCGCCGCCCUGCACGCGCGUCUCGAAGCUGACGAGCUUGAACCGCGGCAGGUACAAGGACCCGGAGGCGCACGCCAAGGCCGAGGAGGACGAUCGCGUGUUGCUUCGCUUCGGGAUGGAGGUCUACAAGGAUCGUCACGCCAAGGGCAGGUGGUUCUUGCACGAGCACCCUUGGGACGCCAAGUCGUGGGACGACGAGGCGGUGAAGGGGGUGGUCUCGCUCCCUGGGGUGUACCUCGUGCGAGGGGACAUGUGCGCCUGGGGCCUGGAGCUCAAGGGCGAUGACGGGAAGGUCGGGCCGGUCAAGAAGAGCACCGGCUGGCUGACCAACAACGAGCGCCUUGCUAAGGUGCUAGCAGUCUGCUGUCCUGGAGGACAUCGACACGUACCGCUACUUGGAGGAGGCCGUGCUAGGAAGGCGCAGGCCUACACGCCUUCGCUACGCCGCGCGAUCUUGCAGGGGCUCAAGGAGGAGCUCGAGAUCGCGGGCGAGAUCAACUCGUUCGAGGGCGUCGGACCGGUGCCAGACGAGGAGGCGCAGUACUUCAAGCCAGACGCCCCUCCAGGUGCAGCUGAGUCGGACAGGUGGUACUGGGACGACGUCAACGGGGGCUGGCUCGACCCUGCGGGAGUGCGGGCCGCGCGCCAGGAGGAGCUGGCCUGGAUGAAGCAUCGCGAGGUGUUCGAGCCGAGCGACGAGGAGACCUGCAGGCGCCUGACCGCUCGGGCGCCGCUACGGACGCGCUGGGUCGACACCAACAAGGGCGACGAGCAGAGGCCAAAGUACCGCUCCAGACUGGUCGCGAUGGAGAUCAAGGCUGCGAAGAAGGCGUCCGAGCAGAUGAGCGCGAGCGAGCUCUUCAGCAGCACGCCGCCGCUGGAGGCGGUCAAGCUCCUGUGUUCGCUCAUGGUCUCGAUGAGCCGCUCGCCCCGAGGACUCCCCCUCAAGAUCGGCUUCUGGGACGUCAGCAGGGCGCACCUGUACGGGGACGCCCAGAGGAUCUUGUUCGUUCGUCUUCCUGAAGAGGAGGGAGGAGGAGUCGCUCGGCUGCUACGUUCCAUGUAUGGUACUCAGGACGCGGCUUCAGUGUGGCAGAGCGACUGGAGUCGACAGCUCUUGGAGGAUUCGUGGCGCAUGGGCGUGGCAAGCCCAGCAGUGUUCUAUCGUCCCAGUGAUGAAGGUCGCGGGCUGGCUCACGGCGACGACUUCAUGGUGCUCGGCGACGAGAUCACGUUGAAGGAGAUCGAGGCGAAGCUGACCGAGCGCUACGACAUCAAGUGCACCGGGAUCUUGGGUCCCGACAGUGGGGACGCGAAGGAGGUCGUGUUCCUCAACAGGGUGUUGCGGUACGUUGAUGGCUCCACCCCGGCGGUGGAGAUCGAGUCGGACCAGAGGCACGUUGAGCUGCUGAUCAAGGAGCUGGGCCUCGAGAACGAGUCGAAGGGCCUGGACGUGCCGUCGGUCAAGAAGACGGAGGCGGACAUCGACUACGAGGCGAAGCUCAGCACGCUGCCCCCGGACGAGGUCCGUCGGUAUCGAAGCGUGGUGAUGCGUGCCGCUUAUCUCACCUUGGACAGGCCGGACAUCGUCGACGCGGUCAAGCAGUGCUCGAGGUUCAACAAGCAGAAGAUGCCGGACAGGAUCACGGCCACCUGCGACUCGGACUACGCGGGGUGCCUCAUCACCAGGAAGUCGACGAGCGGGACGGUCUUGGCGUUCGGGGAGCACACUCUGUCGGCCACGGGAUCGCUGCAGAGCACGGUGUCCCUUUCGAGCGGCGAGGCUGAGUACUACGGCAUCCUCCGUGCGGCUGCUGCCGCGCUCAAGGUUGCUGCCAUCGCCGUGGACCUCGGGCUCGAGAAGAGCGUCGAGGUCGUCUGCAAGCACGGAGAGUUCCCGAUAGAGGUCUGCGGGGACUCGACGGCGGCGAUCGCUUUCGCAUCGCGCCAGGGCCUGGGCCGCCAGAAGCAUGUUAUGACGAGAUACCUGUGGCUUCAGAGCGCGGUCAAGGCCAGAAGGAUCAUACUCAAGAAGGUCGACACGCGGGAGAACGUAGCCGACUCCCUGACCAAGCCGCUGUCGGCGAAGGUGGUCCAGAAGCAUCUCAAGAGGAUGGGCUACUAUUUCAGGUCGAGGUGGAGCGCCCUGCACCGGACGAUCGCCAAGAGGCGGAGCGGCAUCGGCGCCCCAGGCGGCGCCGCGGGCAGCCGCGGCCCCAGAGCUGGCCGCCCCUGCUGCUGCGCCGACGACAUUGGCAUUGACGACAGGUCCGACGGCAGGCCCAGUGACGCCAUCAUCGAGGCAUGGCUGCAGUGCCGCGGUGCCCGGACAUUCCUGAGUUACAGGAUCAACUUGGACGAACGACGGCACCAGGUGCUCGAGCGAGGACAGGCCUUUCCUGAUGCCAUCGCUGGCGACCUCUAUGCCUUCGACCCGAUUGGACGGGAGGCGGUCGCGGGGCACAAGAGACGUGCCCGUCUUCAGGCGGCCGUGCUGGGCGGUGACGAGGACGAGGCCAUGGACGCCGAGGAGUGGGUCUACGCCGGCCUCGACGACCCUGCGUUCGGGGCGCUCGUCGCCGCCGACGUCCUCGAGGGGGACGAGUUCGUGGAGUUGGGCAACCGCGGGCUGGUACGACGUGAGGGCACAGCUCGUGGAGUCGAGAAGGUGGGUCGCGCCCGCCUGGCGGAGUGGUCUGAGCAACGUCGUGUCGGGGCUGAGGAUAUCAGGAGCUUGGGCGUCCACGCAGCGGCGGACGGCACACGUCGCCUCGGGUGGACAGACGCUGUCGGCAUGCUGCGCGAGAGUGACAUGCCCGAGUGGAGGUUCGAGGGGCCGCGGGUGUGUAAGGAGCUUGCGGCCUCGACCAGAGAAGGUUCAGGGAACCCGACUUCUUAUCAUGCAGAGUGGAUCAGGCUGUCGGGGGUCAACCAGAACAGCGCCAUCGCCUACGAGCACGAGAAUGCCAUGGAGAUGCUGCGCGUUGCCACCAGCACCGACCAGGUGGACAUCAGCAACCUGGCCUCGUUCGAGCUCCUCGCGAGGCGGGUCGUCAUGCUGGAGAUGGCUGUGGCGCGCGACCCUAGGGAUCCCGACUUCAGCGGGCUCGGGGUCAUCGCCGACGGCGCUGUGGGAACUGACGGUGCCGCGCGGGCGCCACGGUUCCGCACCUGGGUGUCCGAUCGACAGAAGGAGAGAGCGAACAUCCUCAAGCAGUCGAGGUUGUACAAGGAGGAGACCAGGAACGAGCGGGAGAGGUCACCAAAGCCGACUGGUGGCCUGGCGGGGAGUGGAGGCACGGAGGACCCUUUCCUCUUCCUGUGCCUGAUGUUCGGCAAUAUCCUCGUGGGGCCCCUCACUAUGUGCAGCAGAGGCCUGGUCCCCGACGGACUCUUUCCGAGCAGAGCCCUCCAGGAGCUCUUCAAGACGAAAGACUUGUACGGUCAAGAGCCACGUCACCUUGCCAGUUAUGAUCCAGCCAAGCUGCGAGUGGCCAAGGGAGUGGUGGAACCCAAGGAUGCGAGAGCGCUGCUGCCACCACAUGCAGCACAGAGGCUCCGACGCUAUAAGACGUGCAUCGAGCUGUCCGCCGAGGACAUCGAGGCCAAGUUCGCCUCCGAGCCCUCGCCCAAGCCCUACUGGGACCCCGUGCUGCGGCGCAACAAGCGAGCCCGGCACGAGCUGUUGGGCAUCCUGGUGCCCAGGAGACGCCUCAAGGGCCGCAUCGGACUCUUCUUCGUCAAGAAGAAGGAUGGGGCCAUUCGCCUCAUCGUGGACGCUCGCUACCCUAAUGCCUGCCACAAGCCGCCGCCCACCACGCAGCUGGGGACCGCGCAGUCCUUCGCGGAGCUCAACCUGGCCGAGUUCGCGGACGUGGCGGCGGAGAUGGCUUCUCAUUGUGUUCUGCCUGGUGCUGGGGGCGUCCCAGCCCUGGACUUCCACCAGAGUGGCGCCGACGUGCGCGACGGCUUCUACCAGUUCAGCAUCGUCGAGGUGGCCGACUGGUUCGGGAUCGACGAGUCGUUCAGCAAGGGGAGUUUUGGCAUCACCAGGGUGUUCGACCCCGAGCUGGGCGUGGACGUGGAGCUGGCCAAGCACGAGUCUUUCUACCUUUGCAUGGGGGCCAUGCCCAUGGGAUGGUCGUGGGCCCUCUACUUCUGCAACGAGGCGGUGGCUUCCCGCGCGGCAGCCGUGGCUGCCGACGGCUGGGGCAGCUUGCUCCGAGAGCGCGCUCCCGCCCCCCGCCUGGUCCCUGGCCAGCCCGUCCACGCCGUCUACGUGGACAACCACACGGGGCUGGGACAUAGCGCGGCGGACGCGGAGCAGGCCCACCAGGACUUCCGUGCGCAGUGCGCCGCCUUCGGCCUCGACCUCCAUGAUGAGGUCCCUUGCAGCCCCUAUCUCGAGGCGCUCGGGCUGCAGUUCGACGGGCCAGGCCGCCGCCUGCGGCAUCGGUCCGCCCGGCUCUGGCGCUUCAAGCUGGCGACUGUGGCCCUGCUUCGCCGCCGAGUGGUGGCAGGAUGGCAGCUCGAGAUCUGGCUGGGCCACGCCGUUCACAUGUGUGGCCUCGGCCGACCGCUGCUGUCGAUCCUCUCGCAGAGCUACGCCUACGUCGCGUCCCACAAGGAGAGGUCGGGCCGUCUGUGGCGAGGUGUGCGGCGAGAGCUCUGGCUCAUGUCCAACCAGGUUUUCACUUGCGAGGUUGAGCUGGAUGCACCGUUCAACUCGUCGGUCUACCUCGGCGACUCGUCGGACUACGGCUACGCUCUCAUGGAGACGAGGGGCACGGGCGACGAGCUGCUGGAGGACUUCAAGUGGAGGGAGCGCUGGAGGUUCAAGGCCGCGCCACCGCUGCCUCCGCCGCCGCACCCGACCCUGGGGGCAUUGGGCGCGGCUUUUGGGGUCUGCUUCGACGGCGACGACCCCGAGCAGCUGGAGGCGUUCGGCGAGCCCCACGUCGUGGGGAGGACCGCCUGGGAGCCGCUGGGGGCCCGGACCCGCCUGGCGCAGUGGGCCACCGAGGCGGCCCACGCUGCCGAGGCCGGGGCCGGCCCCGAGCGACGCAGACGGCGGCGCACGGCCCGAGGGGCUGCGCCGCGUGAGGAGGUGGAAGGCUUCGAGGCCAUCCCCGUGGUCGGCGCCUGCUGGGACAAUAGGCGGCGCUGGCGUACACUGGUGGAAGGCUUCUGGCACUGGAGGCAGGAACACAUCAACGUCAAGGAGGCUAGGGUCUGUCUCAUGGGACUCCGACGUAGCUUACGGACCAGACGGGGCUGCCACCGCCGGCUGCUCACCCUGUCGGACAACCUCGUGUCCGCCGUGGUGUUCGACCGCGGCCGCUCGUCGAGCUGGGCGCUCAACGCGCUGUGCCGCCGAGCCGCGGCCUACCAGAUUGCCGGCUGCGUGGCUUGGCGGGUUCGCCACAUCCGCACGGACAGGAACCACGCAGACGAGGGCUCCCGUCGCCCCCGUGUACCUCGAGUGCUGGUGCCCACGAGGCUUGAGGGCGGAGCGCCCGCGGCCCCUCAGCGGAGGGGAGGCCGCCGCCUGGGCGCGCCUCGACAUCAUGGCGCGCCCCAGGCGGCCCAAGCCUCGCUCGAGCUCUUCGCGGGCUCGGGCCGGCUCACCGCCUCUCUCAAGCGCCUGGGGCUGCGGGUUUUACCAGGCGCCGAGAUCAAGGGCUCUGCCCGGUAUGAUCUGUCACGUCGAUCGACGCAGCGAGCUGUGCUGCGCUGGAUUCUGAGCGGGAAGGUCUGGUACGUACAUCUGGGGGCAGCAUGCUCCGCCUGGUCAGUUGCCCGCUCCACGCCUUAUAACAUUGAGCGGGCACGGCGGUUGGAAGCAGUUUCUGUCGACAUGGCGCUCUUCACAGCUGAGGUCAUCAAAGAGUGUGACCGCUGUGGCGUACUGUGGUCGCUGGAGAAUCCUGCCAGCUCGAAGUUGUUUCGCUUCGAGCCCCUUGCUGUCCUUGCCAGUCUGCCAGACGCCCGAUAUGUCUCGUUCGAUCUUUGUGGAUUCGGAGAAAAUGUUCGCAAACCGACCACCAUCUUCACCAACGCCAUCUGUCUGGACGUCCUGGGGAGAAGAUGUGAUGGGUCACACCGUCAUGAGCCUCUGCAGGGUGGGCUCAAGGCUGGUGCCUACUCGCCCGCCCUCUGCCGAGAGUGGGCUGCCGCGCUAUGCUCGGCGGCGCCUCCUCAGGCCUUCGGCGACUCCGAGCCGCUCGCCUCCGAGUGGGACACGGAGCUGGAGGCGCCGGUGCCGCGGUCGCAUGGUGCUGCAGCGAAACUCGGCGAGGCUCACGGCGGGACUGACGCCGAGAGCCGCGGGCAGCACUUCCUCGCGCGCCACGCCGUCGAGUUCGGCGGCGCGCGGGGUCAUCAAGGCGGCCCUGAGGAGAAGGAGCGGCUGGCGGUGGCGCGCAGGGCGCGAGUCCCGCCAGCGGCGCGCGACAACUUCCUGCGGCUCGGGACCAUCCGUGACUCCACGAAGCGGCUCUACUCAGACGCGCUCGGCAGGUUUAAGGGCUGGGCGAAGUCAAAGCACUACGAUCUGGGUAGCUUCAGCUCCACGGACUCAGCGAUGGAACAGUACUUCACCGACCUGUACUUCGAGGGGUCAGGUCCCGCCGAAGGCCGCAACGUUCUCUACGGCUACAUUCACUUCGAGACGCACCUGGAUCGGAACAAAGCCAACCUGUUCCCGAAGACGUCGAGGGCGCUUCGAGGAUGGACCACUCGGGCUCCUCAGCGAGUCCGCGACCCCAUCCCCUUCGGCGUCGUCUGCCUGAUCGGCCUCUACUUCCUGGACAAGGGCCUGACCGACGCCGCGGUGUGCCUGGUCCUGCAGUUCGACUGCUACCUGAGGCCGGACGAAGCCGUGUCGCUCCUCCUGUCCUCGGUGCUGCCGCCUGCGCCCCGGGCAGGCCAGCGAUGCGCGCGGGCCUGGGCGCUGCUUCUGGGUGAGGCCGAGCAUGCAGCGCCCACCAAGACAGGGGUUGUGGACGGGACAGUGGUGAUCGGUGAGCUGCAACGAUCCUGGGUGGCGGAGGCGGUCGGCCUCUGGUACCGCGUGGGCAGUGCAGCUCCCUACAUGUUCGAUAUGACUCUCUCCAAGUACGAGGCCCUCUUUCGUCAAGCCGCUUUUGAUUUGGGCCUCACCGAUCUGGACAUCUCGCCUCACGGAGUUCGGCAUGCCGGUGCUUCGC
Messenger RNA from Prorocentrum cordatum, 10640 nucleotides. The record is from the annotation of a GenBank genome assembly. NCBI's taxonomy places the organism in Eukaryota, Dinophyceae, Prorocentrales, Prorocentraceae.